Messenger RNA from Plectropomus leopardus (leopard coralgrouper), 5547 nucleotides. It is a transcript of the gene znf687b, whose product is annotated as zinc finger protein 687b. The record is from RefSeq and is a predicted model, not a curated record. Lineage: Eukaryota; Metazoa; Chordata; Actinopteri; Perciformes; Serranidae.
CAGCAUUUUCAGCUGAAAUCGAGCUAGGAUAGUCGGGAAUCGCACAUCCAGGAGUUCUUCCCGGUAUGGGGGACAUGAAGACCCCAGAUUUUGAUGACCUGUUGGCAGCAUUUGACAUUCCUGACAUUGAUGCCAAAGAGGCCAUCCAGUCUGCACCAGAUGAGGCAGAGGGACCCCAUGGAGCUGCAGGUGCACCUCUGGGAAAGUCAGACAGCGUGGUGGGCUCAUCCUUGAGACCGCCCAGCCCCCCAGACCCCCAGGCGGACACCUCAAUUGUUAGUGUGAUUGUGAAGAAUAAAGUGCGCCUUGAGGCCGUGGAUGGAGGGGAGGGAGACACAGACCAGGACCCUAUUGAUGUGAUCGCAGGGGUAGAUGUUGGUCCUAGAUUAGGAGCAUGUGCGCCUGGAAUGGCUGAAUCGGAGGCGCUCAACCACAACGGUUUUGGGGCGUCUGGUGUCUCCACGCCCCUUCCUCUCAGCCAGACUCAGUCUAAUGGAGCGCCGUGGUCAAUAAACACCCCCAAAGUGUCUUCAGAGGCAGCAGGUGCAGCCAAGGCUCACAAAUCAGGCGGGAACAUUUUCAACAGACUUAAACCGCUUGUGGCGCAGGGGUCUGGAGAUCCAGUGGGUCGGGCCAGGAAGAUGCAGCUUCUACAGCAGCAGCACCAGCAGCAGCAGGAUACAGGUCAAGAGAGGGCAGACGGCGUCAAAGCAUCAUUACCGUCAUCUUCCUCUCUGUCAGCUGGGUCGUCUCCUCUGGCUGCAGGUGGCGCCGUCGGACUAGCGUCGCCUUUUUUCCCCCCAUCUAAGCCCCUGCUCCCCACUCCACCCUCUGCCCUCUCGUCACACCCACUGCAUUCAUCUCAGCCUUUUAACGGAGCGCCCAAAGGAGGCCCUGCUGGAUUUCAGCACCAGCAGAUGGAGGAGGAUGAUUCUGACCCGGAUUUGGGGAGUCCGCUGGUGAUCCAGGAGAACCCAGACUCCCCGACUUGCACUCAGCUGAGCCGACGUUACAAGUCCGACUCAACGCAACCCACGUCCUCUGCUGCAUCGCAUCCUAAACCUGGGGACACUCCCUCAGGGGCGACUUCAUCGACACCCCAAUCUGGUUCAACAGAGAGUCCGCAGCUGGAGGACAGGCAUCCCGAACACGUCAUAGAGGAGAGAGAUUCACCAGAGAGUCCUGAACCCGAGAUGCCAAAAUCAACUGCUCAAGUCGCAGCGAAAAGGUGCUCCAGCCCUGCGGUGGCGUCCACUCCACCUCCUUCUGAACUACGAGAGCCCAAAGAGGAGGAGGAGGAGAUGGAGGUGGGGAACGGGAUAGAGAAGGCCGCUGACGGCAAAGCUGACAAGGAAGAAAACGGGAGAACAAGUGAGGAGAAGAUGGAGGUAGAUGAUGGAAAGCCUAAAGCUCAGUCCACUGACGGAGCAGAGGCAGGUGUUGCUGCACCUGCUCCUUCUGGAGCUCCAGCCCGACCCCUUAAAGUCAGAAUAAAAACAAUUAAAACCUCCACAGGUGGAAUAACCAGAACUGUCACACGGGUAGCGCCCAAAGGUGGUGCUGCAGGGAAAGGUUUGGACCCUAAAGCGCAAUCUGGGGAACGUAAGACGUUAGGAAACAAGGCCCAAAAACUUGAAGCUUCCCCCGGUCACAUGACGACAACCUCCCAGAAAGUAAGUGCUCUCAAUGCUCUGCCUGUGUCCACACUCGCGGCCAGCAGCGUCAUGCUAGCUGCCGCCACGAAGGUCCAAAACAAAAUGGCUGCAUCUGACAAGGCGAAGGUUUCUGCCACCGCUGUCAGCAUCACUAAAUCAGCUGCGCUGCCUGCAACUCCCGCCGUGGCCUCCUCUCCCAAGUUCUCAGUUGCUGCUGGUGGGAUCAGUGUACGCACAGCCACUAAUAAGACAGCUAACGGAGGUAGCAGCACCAUCAUCGGCGGCACCCUCCAGCCAAACAAACCUGCCUCCAUCGUCAACAGCACGGGUGCCGUCAUCUCCCGCAGUCAGUCGAGCCUGGUGGAGGCUUUUAACAAAAUCCUGAACAGUAAGAACCUUUUGCCGAGCUACAAGCCCGACCUCUCAGCACCACCUCCACCUGAGUGGGGUCUCCCGCUCCCGGCCACAGGGUACCGCUGCCUGGAGUGCGGAGACGCUUUCGCCCUGGAGCGCAGCCUGGCUCGACACUAUGACAGACGAUCACUCCGCAUCGAGGUGACCUGUAACCAUUGUGCUAAGAGGUUGGCCUUCUUCAAUAAAUGCAGCCUGCUGCUGCAUGCCAGGGAGCAUAAGGAGCGUGGGCUGGUCAUGCAGUGCUCACACCUGGUCAUGAGGCCUGUCACUGUGGAGCAGAUGAUUGGACAGCAGGACAUAACACCUAUAGGUGGCCUGCUCUCCUCUUCGUCCUCCUCUCCUCCAGUCUCCUCUCCUAACACCACACCCGGGGGCCCCGCUGUCUCCGCCAACUCCAGCCCAAUGAAGGAUGCUUCAUCUCCGGCAGCGGCUCAGCCUCGGCCGGUCCGCCGCACACCUCAGGGCCCCCAAGCGCUGAUGCCUCUGCCUUGCAAGAAGGCCGAGGGUCUGCAGUACAACAACUUCAAAUGUCCAGAGUGCCAAACACAAUUCUCUGGAAAGGCUGAGCUGGUCACCCACUUCCAGCAGAUCAGAGCUGCUCCAAACUCAACAUGUACGCAAUGCUCGCCUCCCAUGAUGCUGCCCAACUCGUGUGCCGUGUCCGCCCAUCAGAGGAUCCAUAAACACAGAGCGCCUCACGUCUGUCCUGAGUGUGGUGGGAUUGCCCGGCAGGCCAGCUUCCAGACUCACCUGGAGGAGGCCUGCCUGCACUUUGCCAGGCGCAUUGGAUACAGGUGCUCGAGCUGCCAGGUUGUGUUCGGAGGGUUAAACUCCAUCAAGUCCCACAUUCAGACAGCUCACUGCGAGGUCUUCCACAAGUGCCCCAGCUGCCCCAUGGCCUUCAAGUCUUCCCCCAGCGCUCAGAGUCACAUCAGCACCCAGCACCCGACGCUCACGGGAGGACAGGCCAAAAUGAUCUACAAGUGUGUGAUGUGUGAUACAGUUUUUACCCAAAAGCCCUUGCUGUACAUGCACUUUGACACUCAUUUAGCCAAGCAGAAAGUGCAUGUGUUCAAGUGUCCCGACUGCACCAAGCUCUACGCCCAGAAAGGAUCAAUGAUGGAGCAUAUUAAGACGGCUCACAGAGGACCCUCCGCCAAACAGACAGAGUCUCAGUCCGAUGCAUCUAACCCCGCCUCAGCCCCGGCAAACACAUCCAGCUCCUCUGGCCUCAAAUCAAAAUCCUCUGGAAAACCUGACAACUCAGACGGAGAGGACUGGGGUCGGGAACAGGAGGAAGAAGACGAGGAGGAGGAAGAGGAUGAUGAUGAGGACGAAGACUACGAGGCUCCAGGGGGUAACUCAGCCGCCUCGGGGGGCGGAAGUCAUCCCCCCGCCCAAACUGAGUGGACCUGCCCCCAGUGCCAGACCACCUUCACCGACAACGAGGACUAUCUGAGUCACGUGAAGAUGGAGCACGGCAAGUUCCCUUGUCGUAUUUGUGGAGGCACGUUCAGCACUUCAUCCAGCCUGAGACGUCAUGAGCGUGUCAUUCAUGAGGGCAAGAGAGUCUUCCAUUGCCAAUAUUGCACAGAAGGAAAACGCACCUUUGGUAGUCGGUUCUUACUGGACAAGCAUAUUCGGCUCCAUCACAGAACCACAGAUGGACAGGACAGACCCAUGACCAGAAAACGUGCAGCCACAGGAGGAGAAGGACCGGGCAGUUCCUCAGAACAGGACGGUGAGGGCGGACCUCCUGGAGGCAGAGCGGGAGACGAGGAUGAAAACGCCACUGAGGACGGUGAGGAGGGGUCUGCAGGUCCUGCAAAGAGAACCAGGGCGUCCAUUGCGUCGGCAUCGUUGGCACCCAGCGAGCUUGAGGAGGAAGACAACGUUUUCCGCUGUGUCCCGUGCGGCUUUUCAACCGAGGACGGGGCAGAGUUUCAGCGCCACAUCCCCCAGCACCGGGCAGACACAGCCUCUUUCCAGUGCCUGCAGUGCGGCGUCUGCUUUGCAUCAGCCGGCUCUCUCAGCAGGCACCGCUUCAUCACUCACCGUGUGCGGGACACCCAGGGCGACGCGGACCGCAGCACCCCGCGCGCUCACGGCUCUCCUGACGGCUCGCCUGCUGGCUCCCCUCUGGCGCAUGGCGAGGACGGAGAGGGCAAUAUGUGCUGCAAGGUGUGCGGCCGGCGAUUCGACAAGGCCUCGGACCUCAACACCCACUUCAGGACCCACGGCAUGGCCUUCCUCACCGCACACAAGACAGACAAGCCCCAGUAGAGGAGGGGGUGACUGACAGAUCUACAACGAGGAGUCAUGACAGAGGUGGGAGGCUGUAGAACAUGAAUGUUGAUCCUGAGAUGAAACAGCUGCUUCCUGUGCAGUUUUUUUUAGCCAACAUAAACUGUUCCACUCUAAUCUACGGCACCUCUUCUGUGCGAUUGUAACUGCAUGUUUGAUCAUGUUUCCGGUCACUUAACAGAACACACCUGUGAUAGACUCUCGAGCGGGAAGGCUCUCAAACAGCCCCGAGUAAAGCAUUUAUAUAUCAGCCAUACUGUGUUUAAUACGUCUUGUCCUUCCAUCUCAAUCACUCUGCACUGACUGUAGCCACCUGCCUGUUUUUAAACAUAACACACACAAACACAUCCCACUGUACUCCUGACAGCUGUAGUGCCCAUAUUUUUGUACCUAACAUUGUUCGUGGUAUUCAUACUCGUUCGCCUCAAGCUCAUUUUUCUGGCGUGAGCUCAGUUUUAACGUCUUAAAACUGAUUUCAAGCUAAAUUCUCAAGAAGCAUGAAGAGGAGAAUUUAACACUGAUUUUUAUGUUGCUAUAAUAUUUAUUUAUACGAAACACAUCACUGCUGUUGGUAUCCGUGAGUUGGUUGCGUCGAAUCAUACUAGAUUUGGUUUACCUGCAACAGAAACAUGAGAUAAGAAUCUCUGGCGGUGUUUUAUUAGGAGACGAGGUUACUGGAGGUCUGUAACCUGUGUAGUGUGAAUAAUGUGUGAUGUUGUUAAUCGUUAAGCUAGAGGAAGAAGAGAGGUCAGGCUUCCUGCCAGUAGUAUAUGUGUACGUUUUGCCAUGUAAAUACAUAUUACACUAAAAGAAAGCGUUCUGGUUUUAGUAACUUGCUAUGAUAAUGUGAAUACGUAUAGUAUUUGUACUUGUACUGUUCCCUUUUUUUCCAAACAAUUUGAAGUUUAAAAGAAUCCCCCCCCAGAGGUAGCUAUACAUUGUAAUUACAAAGCAGAGGGAGAGCGCGGGGGUCGUGUUGUCUUAAUGUGUAUGAAUACAAAUGUUUAUCUCUUUGAGACGGUUCUUUUUUAUCUACAGAAUCAGUGCUUGCUGUACUCACAUUUCUUUUUGUAUGUUUCAAAAACAGCCUUCAUGGUCACACGAUGGAGGCCUAAGAGUGGAUUUUCUUUUUUUUUUUUGUUUGUAUCUUUUAUAUGUCAUAAUAUCAUAUUUA